AUGUCGAAAAAAACCGACAAACCGAAGCCCGAGGGCAGACUUCGGCUCAAGACCUCCACAAGAAGCGAAUCAUCGUCAAAGCCACCAGCAACGGUCCACCCCCCCGAGAGCCUGAACUCCUCGACCGACGACAGUCUCGCGGACUUCAAGUCCCCAAAGCAAUCCUCCAAAGUCCUGCCAAAGUCCACCAUCCAAAUCCUAAAGCCCAAGAAAAACCCCUCCACCCGAAAAGUGGCACCCCGCUCCCGGUCGAAAGACCCCCGUCGAAAUCAGCAGUCGAUUACCUCGCUCUUCGCAAAAACCGAGGCUGAAAAUUCGACCUUCGUCUGCCCCCUGUGUCUGAAGCCCUUCAGCUCUUCCGACAUUCAGCUGAUCCACACGAAGAACUGCGCACGUCGAAACAAUGUCUCCACCGAGAGGCUCCUGGCAGCAGCCGAGCUCCAGGAGAAGCAGUCGAAGGAGCGAAAAGCCAUCGGCCUGCCCUCAAAGCCCCUCCCCAACCCCAAGAGGAAGCCCUCAUCCUCGAGAAGAUCACCCCCUGUAGACGAUCCUGACAUUCAGCUGGCCCUCGCCCUCUCCAUGUCCCUGAACGAAGUGGAGAGGCUCGAGCAAAUGGACGAGGCGAUUGCCCUGGCGGCAGAGCAAGACGACAAAGUCCUGGAGAUGACAUCGUCCCAGAGAAAAUCGACCCUGGUGUCUUUUGGCUUCUCCACGAAUAAACCGGUGAGUGGAAUUGAACGACCGAGGAGAGUUAAGAAGCCCCUGGGGCCAACGGUUUUGCAGUGUCGAACGCAACAAGUCAGGGAGCAACUCCUCACUGAGAAGAUCGCUGAGGUGCUCGUGGGAUCUGAUUCGAUCACUCAGCAGCAGGAGGGGGAGAAGAUCGUGAGGGAGGAGACUGUAGCGAUGAGACGGAAUAGGGAGUUGAAGAAGUGGUGGGAUGAGUCUGCAAAGUUGUGGAGAUUGUCUGUUGGGACUGAGCAUGGGGAGUACUAUGUUGAGGAACUGAAGGGGUUUAUAAAAGGGAGUGAGGGGGGUGGGAGAGAGGGGAAGGGUUUGGAUGGGAAGGGGAGUGGUGAAGAUCGUGGAGUGAUUGGAGGUAGUGGGAAUGAAGAUUUUGGGGGAAAGAAGAGGACUGAUGAAGAUCGUGGAGUGAUUGGCGAUAAUAGGAAUGAAGAUUUGAGGGGAAAGAGGAAGACUUAUGAAGAUCGUGGAGUGAUUGGCGAUAGUAGGAAUGAAGAUUUGAGGGGAAAGACGAGUGGUGAAGAUCGUAGAGAGAUUGAAGAUAGUGGGAAUGAAGAUUUUGGGGGAAAGAAGAGGACUGAUGAAGAUCGUGGAGUGAUUGGCGAUAAUAGGAAUGAAGAUUUGAGGGGAAAGAGGAAGACUUAUGAAGAUCGUGGAGUGAUUGGCGAUAGUAGGAAUGAAGAUUUGAGGGGAAAGACGAGUGGUGAAGAUCGUAGAGAGAUUGAAGAUAGUGGGAAUGAAGAUUUUGGGGGAAAGAAGAGGACUGAUGAAGAUCGUGGAGUGAUUGGCGAUAAUAGGAAUGAAGAUUUGAGGGGAAAGAGGAAGACUUAUGAAGAUCGUGGAGUGAUUGGCGAUAGUAGGAAUGAAGAUUUGAGGGGAAAGACGAGUGGUGAAGAUCGUAGAGAGAUUGAAGAUAGUGGGAAUGAAGAUUUUGGGGGAAAGAAGAGGACUGAUGAAGAUCGUGGAGUGAUUGGCGAUAAUAGGAAUGAAGAUUUGAGGGGAAAGAGGAAGACUUAUGAAGAUCGUGGAGUGAUUGGCGAUAGUAGGAAUGAAGAUUUGUGGGGAAAGACGAAUGGUGAAGAUCGUAGAGAGAUUGAAGAUAGUGGGAAUGAAGAUUUUGGGGGAAAGAAGAGGACUGAUGAAGAUCGUGGAGUGAUUGGCGAUAGUAGGAAUGAAGAUUUGUGGGGAAAGACGAAUGGUGAAGAUCGUAGAGAGAUUGAAGAUAGUGGGAAUGAAGAUUUUGGGGGAAAGAAGAGGACUGAUGAAGAUCAUGGAGUGAUUGGCGAUAGUAGGAAUAAAGAUUUGAGGGGAAUGAAGAGUGGUGAAGAUCGUAGAGUGAUUGGAGAUAGCAUAAAUGAAGAUUCAGAAGUAAAGAAGAAGACUGGUGAAGAUCAUGGAGUGACUGCAGAAAGUGAAGAGGGAAAUUUAGAGGUGAAGGAGACGAAUGAGGAUUGUGAACUGAUUGAAGAUACUGAGAGGGGGAAUUCAGAUCGUCAAAAGACUAUUGAAGAUCAUGGGAUGAUUAAAAGGAGUGAAAGUAAAAAUGGAAAUCUUCAGAAAAAUAUUAGUGAUAAAAUUAUUGAAAGGAGUGAAAGUAAAAAUUUAGAUAUUCAAAAGAUCAUUGAAGAUCAUGAGGGGAUUGAAGAUUUUUGGAGUGAAGAUUUUAGUGGUACGAUGAUUGGUGAAGAUCAUGAAAUUAUUGGAGAAGGUGAAAAGGGAAAUUUGGGUUUGAGGGAGAUGAUUGCAGAUCAUGAGAUGAUUGAAGAUACUGGGAGAGAGAGUUCAGGUGGUCAGAAGGCUAGUGAAGAUCAUAGGGUGAUUGAAAAGAGGAAAAGUAGAAAUUCAAAUCUUCAGAAGAGUAUUAAAGAUCAUAAAAUGAUUGAAAGAAGUCAAAGUAAAAAUUUAGAUAUUCAAAAAACUAUUGAAGAUCAUGAGGGGGUUGAAGAGGUAGAAGAGAGAAAUUUAAAUGCUCAAAAGUCUUCUGAAGAUCUUACGAUGAUUACAAAGAGUAAAAGUCAAAUUGCAGACCUUCAGGGGACAAUUGAAGAUCAUAAAAAAACUAAAAACCGUAAAAGAAGACAUUUGGAUCUUCCGCAGACCAUUCAAGAUCAUGAGAUGAUCGAAGCGGGUGGAAAGGAAAAUUUCGAUGCUCAGAAGAUCAAAGAUCAUAGAAUAAUCAAAAAGACUCUACGUCAAAAUUCAGAUCUUCAGAAAAUUGAAGAUCACAAAAUCAUUAAAAAAAAUAAAAUUAAAAAUUCUGAUAUCCCAAUGACCAUUGAAGAUCCCAGAAAUCCAACCUUAGAUCUUCUGAAGAUCACUGAAGAUCUAAAAACUAUUAUCUAUAAGAAAAGUAAAAAAUCUGAUCUUCGGAAGAUUAAAGACCCCAAAACGAUGGAAAAGAGUAAAAAUAAUAAUUCAGAUCUUCAAAACACUUUUGAAGACCAGAAGAAGAUCAACAAUGCUGAAAAUGAAACUUCAAAUAUUCAUAAGACAGCUGAAAAUAUCGAUGACAACGCAAGAAGAAAAAAUCGUAAAGAACGUGCAGACAUGAGUGCAAUAAAAACUCCAGAAACAAAGAUUGUAAAAUGUCUUGAUACUGUAAAUAUUGAUAACAUCACGUCCUUAUCAAACGACUGGAGCAAAAUGGUGGCCAGUAGUUAUCUCAGCGACAUCGCGAUCUUCGUCAAGGACACCAGCUUCAUUCACGCUCAUAAUCUCGUAUUUUGGACUCGUUGUCAUCCCCUCACGAAGGAUUACGAAACUUGUAAUUUUGAAGAUAGAAAUGACAGGAAGUGCUAUCCAAUAAAAAAUAAAAUCCAUUGGUCGAAUAUCGAUCAUGAGGCUGCAUUGGUCUUCUUGAAAUACGUUUACUCUGGGCAGAUAUCUCCGGAGGAUUUGAAGGCACGGAAUAUCUUGGAGCAGUUGAUCUUCUUAGGGAAAAAAUACAAAAUAGCGGGGUUAUUAAAAUUUGUGGGGAAUUUGAAAAAAGAGAGGAACGUUGAGUGCAAAAUGAAUGGAAUUGCAUCAGAUGUCUCCGGAGAUUUAAAGAAGAAGUUAUCAGGAACAUUUUCUGAACAGAAAUCUUCAUUUCAUGGAGUCAUUGGUGAAGAUGAUUAUAUGAUUGAAGAAGAAAUGAAGGAGAAUUCAGUGAAACGUCUGAUAACUGGAAGAACAAAUUCCUCCGAAAAUCCUCGGAGUUUAUCAUCAUCUCCAGUUCCUGAACAGAAAUUAUCGUUUGAUGAAUCCAGUGAUGAAGAUGAUGAUUUAAAUAGUAGGAACAUUGACAAGAGAUUAGAGAAUUCUCAGACGACUGGAGCAGGAUCAAGUGCCUUCGAAAAUGUUAAAAAAUCCCCAUCAAGAUCAUUUUCUCAAAAAUCAUCGUUUAGUAAAUUAAUUCCUGAAGACAAUUUCUCAAUUUCCGAAAAGAUUACCAGAAACGCAAAGAAAACAGCACCAAAUAUCACGGAAACUUCUGAAAAAUCAUUACCAACUGUAAUUGAAAUUGAUUCUUCACUCGAUGGAUCAAUAGCCGAAGAAAAUCAUCCGAAUGAAGAAGAAAUUCAGGAGAAUUUGGGGAAACGUAUGAUGGCUGGAAGAACGAAUUCCUCCGAAAAUCCUCGGAGGAAUUCGUUAUCACCAUCUCCAGUUCCUGAGCAAAAAUCAACGUUUGAUGAAUCCAGUGAUGAAGAUGAUGAUUUAAAUAAUAGAAACAUUCACAAGAGAUUAGAGAAUUCUCAGACGACUGGAGCAGGAUCAAGUGCCUUCGAAAAUGUUGAAAAAUCCCCAUCAAGAUCAUUUUCUCAAAAAUCAUCGUUUAGUAAAUCAAUUCCUGAAGACAAUUUCUCGAGUUCCGAAAAAAUCACCAGAAACUCGAAGAAAACAGCACCAAAUAUCACGGAAACUUCAGAAAAAUCAUUACCAACUGCAAUUGAAAUUGAUUCUUCACUGGAUGGAUCAAUAGCCGAAGAAACUCACCCAAACGAGGAAAAAAUAAUCGAAAAAACUGAAAGAUCAUUCAACAGUCGACUGAAUACAACGUCCCCUGACAUGUUUGACGACUCCGAGCUGUUCGAUGAUGUCUGCGAGAAUUCCCUGAAAUCUCCCAGUUGUCCAAUGGUCUCUAACGUUUCGGAAUCAACUUCUCCAUCAAAUAAAAAUCCAGAGCCCAAACAAAAGAGUGAUCUCAGUGUGUUCAUCGAUAAGAUCCAGAGGCAACAGGCCAGAGGCAUCCUGGAGUCUGAUACCGAUGUAGAGACUCCAGUGAAGAUCCCGAAGAAUUCCAGAAGAAAUCCUUUCAGAGUCAGGGCUCACCAGAUCGAUGAUUCAGAUCCCUGGGGGAAGAGGAAGUCGAGUGAGACUGGGGGAUCGCCUGGGGACAGGGUGGGACCCCUGAGCAUGUUGGAGAGUGACAUUCGAGCUCGUCCAGUUGAUGAUGUUGGGAGGAUUCAUGAUCGAGGGGCUGGAGAAGAGGGGAGAGAAGAUAGGGAUGAUGAUGAUUGCGUGGACUCGACUGGAAUUUCGGAGAAUGAAGGGCUGGAGGAGUCCAGGUACAGCAGAGUGUUCCUCGAUAAGCCCCAGGGGCCGCAGGCCAGAGGCAUCCUGGAGUCUGAUACCGAUGUAGAGACUCCAGUGAAGAUCCCGAAGAAUUCCAGAAGAAAUCCUUUCAGAGUCAGGGCUCACCAGAUCGAUGAUUCAGAUCCCUGGGGGAAGAGGAAGUCGAGUGAGACUGGGGGAUCGCCUGGGGACAGGGUGGGACCCCUGAGCAUGUUGGAGAGUGACAUUCGAGCUCGUCCAGUUGAUGAUGUUGGGAGGAUUCAGGAUCGAGGGGCUGGAGAAGAGGGGAGAGGAGAUAGGGAUGAUGAUGAUUGCGUGGACUCGACUGGAAUUUCGGAGAAUGAAGCGCUUGAGGAGUCCAGGUACAGCAGGUACAAGAAGCUGGGGAGGCAAAACAGUAUUGAGGAGUACAGAAAGGCUCUGAUGGCUGCGAACACUCCAGGACCGGACGACUGGAGAGGAAACAGCAGGGGGAAUUCUCCUGGGGUGAGCUUUCAGGAUGAAAACAGGGGGGAAAUCACCAGGGAUGAGUGCUCUCAGUUCAGGAGUUGUCGAGGUGCUCGGGAUUUCGAGGAUAAUGACCCUGAAGGGGCGAAUUUCUCGGGAGAUUUGGAGUUCGAUACCUGGGAGGGGGAGAACUCGAGGAGUUCUGACUGUGUUUUCACUCAGGGGAUCGAUCCUGGUGAUGGUGGGGGCGAGGGGAGGGAGGGAGAGCGGGGGGCGGGCCUCGGGGGGGCUUUGGGAGGGAGGGAGAGGGCUUCGUUCAAAUCAGCUCAUAAUUUGAGUGAUGAUGAGGAUGAGGAGGAGCUCCUGGGGAAUUCAGCGGAAGGAGACGAUUUUGGAGGGCCUCUGGGAGAGGAACCUCCGCCCAGUCCGAUUGUGCUGUCUUCGUCGGAUGAGGAGGUUGCCAAGGUGAUGGAGAAUUUUUCGCAGAUACCAGUCGCCGGAUGGAACUCGCAGAGAUCAUCCCCAGCCCUCUCGGACCCUCCUCCAGACGAAAACUGGAACGACUCCCCCGACGCCCGCAGUCUCGACCCCCCAACCCCGCCCCACCAGCAAACCCCCCCGAAAACCCCCCUGAGAGACACCUCCCAGCACCUCAACCGUCUGCCCUCGCCCCCUGAGAACCCCCUCAAGAGGGCUCGAGCCCCCUCAUCCCUCCAGAUUUCCUACACCAUAACUCCCCCCCUGGACUACCCCAGGAUGGCCUCCCCAGACCUCCACGAGGAGCUCAGCAAAUUCGGUCUCAAGCCCCAGAAGAGGCCCAGGGCAAUUCAACUCCUGGAGCACAUCUACAACGAGCUGCACCCCCUCGUCCCCCUGGAGUCCCUCCCCCAGGAGACGGCCCUCACCGACAGCGAGAACGAAGAGCCCGUCGCCAAGAGGCGCCACCUGAACCCCAAGAAGUCACCGAAGGGAAAAAUCGUCGCUGAAGAGAUGGAGUUCCAGGAGGUGGAGGGGUCUGAUCGCCCUGAGGGCGCCGUCAGUGUCCAAGAGGCCUUCCACCAGCUCUUGAAAAACGAUGGGGGACUCUAUGGCAAGGUCUUGGCGUACGAACCCCUCCCCCUGGAGUCCUUGUGCGAGAGACUGAAGGCUGAGGGGUUCUCUGGAAAGGUCAAUGACGUCAUGGACUUCCUCGAUGACGAGUGCAUCACCUUCCAAGUGCAGAUGCAGAGGAGGAAUAAGAGGAUUAGGAACGGGAAAAAUACGAAGACUGGGGGGAAGUGACGGCUGCUGAGGGGAGAGGGUUUGGUGGUCUUCAAGGUUUUUUUAGAUCUUCAGGGGGGAGCUUUUUUCAAUCGUUUUGGAGGAAUUUCACGAUUUCAAUUCAAUUUGGGGAAGAACAAGGCUGGGAAUGAUUAAAAUAUGGGAGGAACUUGCUUUCAAGCCUCUGGGUUUUUUUUUGUGGAAAAAAAUCAAUGUUCAAUCACAAAAUCAAUGUGGAAAUAAUUCAUUUUCAAUUAACGAGGA
This is a messenger RNA of Diachasma alloeum, 7269 nucleotides long. RefSeq lists its product as uncharacterized. The record is from RefSeq and is a predicted model, not a curated record. The coding region runs from base 1 to 7026 and encodes 2341 amino acids. Gene Ontology annotation, molecular function: enzyme binding; DNA binding. The transcript is spliced from 3 exons. Gene Ontology annotation, biological process: meiotic DNA double-strand break processing; interstrand cross-link repair; DNA replication. Lineage: Eukaryota; Metazoa; Arthropoda; Insecta; Hymenoptera; Braconidae. Gene Ontology annotation, cellular component: Slx1-Slx4 complex; nucleus.